AGACCACGGUAAAUAAAAGGGGCCAAAGACCCUAGUUGACCAAGCAGCAAGAUGGUCCUGGCGUGCCUGGUCUCCAUCCUGGUGAUCCAGGAGGGGCUGGCGUGGGCACGGAGGAGCCCCAGAACGUGUGGUGGGUGGUGUGUGCAUGAGCUAUGUUAGCUGUGUUUGCGAUGAGCCAGUUGGACAGUGUUUGGCACCAAUGUUACUUGACGCUACUGUCUAUUUUUUAAUGAAUUUUUUGUGUGCAUUUCCAUUAAACAUAGGAACAACAAAAGCACUGUGAGUUAGGGGAAUCUCUGGCUUGCUGGGUGGGAGCCGAUGCUUGCCAGCAUCUCUCUUGCUGCAUCAAAUUACUAUAUAAAAAAGGGUGUGGUGACUCUGAGCCUAGCUCUCCGCUUUGUAUUCUCAAAAUCAUGCUUUUCCCCCUGUAUCCCUGCCCACACACGCACUGGGGAGGGUGGGAAAAAUCUGAUGGGGUGAGUCUGUUACGUGAGAACGGGGAGCUAAAGGGCACUUCUUGGCUGGAGAGCUGAGGGUGGGCUCCACACAAAGUCUUCCAUCGAUUCCCAAUCUUUACGGCAUUAAACACCCAAGUCUUGCACCGCCUGCUCAGCAGAUGCGUUGGUGCUCUGUCAGGCUGGGUGUGUUUUCAGUGAGAAUCCUCAAGUCAGCAUCCCUGUGGGAGAGGAACUUGCCGAGAUUCCUAUUAACAAUUUGGGUGCUGGAGUUUCUGGAGAGCUUGGGAAUGGGCUGGAGAUGCAGCGGAGGGUUUCCAUUUGUCUUCGGUGCUUGCAGGUGUGGAAUACGGUCCCGGUCCUGGAGCGGGAACAGCAAAUCUUGCCCACGGUUGCUUUUGUCUGACGUUGGGCUGGAGAGCGCUGAAAUGUGACUCCAGUUCCCUCUUGCGGAUGCUGCCCCACCACUUGGACAAGGUCAGUCCCUGCUUUCGCUCUGGUACGGUGGAGAAACUUCAUGGCUUUCUGCACCCAAACCCUGCCCUCAGUGCUGUUGAGCGGAGCAAGAGGAUGAGUUGCUGCUGAUCCGUAUGUUGUCGGAGCCUUGGGAACAUCACCUCUGAGGGAUUACUGGGCAGGGCUCUGCUUGCUGGAGACGGGCAGCUGUCGUGGCUUCAGGAGAGCAGAAGAUGGUUUAUGGCCACAAUUCCGGUGCAGAUUGAAGCACCUUCUGCUGCGACAGAGAUGCUGGUGGCGUUGCUCUGUGCGCACGUUGUCAAGCGACCGCCCUUGACAUUGCUGAGCAACAGGCCUUGGUGGAUCAGGCUCCAGCACCUUUGCCCUACCUUCUGGAAGACUCUUUCCCCUUACUCUGGCAGCUCUAUCAAAAAAAAAACCAAACCCAACAAACAACUUGAUGCCUGCUCCAGAUGUUGCUUUUACAAACAUACUCACAUGCGAGUCUGGCCCCAAAGAGCCAAACCGUACAAUCUCAAUGAGAUGGCAGAGGUCCCUCCUUUUUCUUCAGGACUCGACUUUGGAACUAGUAGAAACUUCAUGCUGCCUCUUGUGAAGAUACUGAAUAAACGCCCUUGCUUGGCCCUGUUCCUUUCCGCAGGCUGCCUUUCCUCUUGGAGCUGCCGUGUGGCCUGGAGGCGAGUUCCCUGGGGAUGGGGAGGUGGGGUGGUGGCCGUAAGCUUGGCAGACCUGAAGCGGUCUGGGCAGGUUUUGAUUGCUGUGUGUGUCUUAGUACCGUGGGUCUCUGCUCGUAGGUUUUCCAGCCAUCUCUUUCCUGCUACCUGCAUUGGACCAAGCAUGGAUGACUGAAUUAGGGUCGACUUGAGGGUGAACAAGCAGCUGGUACCCCUGUGAUGAGCUGCGUUCAGAUCAGCUGAACUUUCGGAGCUCUCCUGGAGUACCGCAUUUCGUUUUACCUCCUUAGCGGCAUGUAGUAGCGGUAGCCUCAAUGUCUCCAGGAGAUGAGAAGUGGCUGGGUGGGAUGGACGCGGGUCUGCGGUGCCCAUCGGCUGCCGGGUACUGCUCUCCAGCUGGGAGCGAGAUCCUCGAACACAUCCAGCGGGUGACGUGGAUGCUGCAGGGUGAGCUCAAGUUCCCUGACAGUCGCUUUGCUCUGCUUAAUAGUGACUUGUAGGCACCUCAUGAGUAGCGUCCGCACCAUCCCUCGGGGUCUGGAGUUCAGAAGAUCUUGCAUCCAAGAUCCACUUGUAUCUCAAAUGCUUGCGGCUUGGCACAGAAUUACGUAGGCGAGGCCCCAUCUCCAUGUCCAUCGUCCUGCUGCAGGCAGGUCCGGGUGGACAGCUCAGGGACUUGAGCAUCUCCGAGGAUGGGGUCUCCUAUCCAAGAGCUCCAUUCCAUUCUGUGAUUACCCUCAUGAUUUUAAAAUUAAUAAUAAAAAUCCGUGUAUC
This is a messenger RNA of Aquila chrysaetos chrysaetos, 2380 nucleotides long. RefSeq lists its product as uncharacterized. The coding region runs from base 1152 to 1781 and encodes 209 amino acids. The transcript is spliced from 2 exons. Lineage: Eukaryota; Metazoa; Chordata; Aves; Accipitriformes; Accipitridae. The record is from RefSeq and is a predicted model, not a curated record.